Molecule: messenger RNA, 3972 nt
Organism: Periophthalmus magnuspinnatus
Lineage: Eukaryota; Metazoa; Chordata; Actinopteri; Gobiiformes; Gobiidae
Product: hemicentin-1-like
Exons: 21
Coding region: 11-3889 (1292 amino acids)
Source: RefSeq, a predicted model, not a curated record
CUGUACCACCAUGAGAGGCAUACUUGGUGCAACUUUAUUUGUGCUCUUCUCCUCAGGUACUUGCCACGGAGCUGGUGUCAUCACUUUUGACCUGCUCCGUGUGCCAACGACUGAGACAGUAACCUUCACUACAUCAGUGCAACCUACCGGGACACCGUUUUUGGCUGUGACUUGGAGUUUCAAUGGCAUCACCAACAUAAUCACCUCCACAGAUAUAGAUGUGGUAGGGAGUGGGUACGAGAACAGGAUAACUCUGGACAAAACCACUGGCUCCCUGAUGCUGGGAAACCUGACAGAAAAAGACAGUGGCAAAUAUGAAUUAAUCAUCAUCACUCAAACAGGGUUGCAGCACCAUGGGACAGCUGAGCUAAAAGUGCUCAGUAAAGUGUCGGGCCCCUCCAUUGACUGUCCCACAGUAAACGUGGUGGAGGGCCUGUCCUCUCUCAACCUGACCUGUGAGGCCGAGGGAAGCGUGGAGGACCGAGCGUGGCUGAAGGACGGACAGCCACUGCUCCCGGGAGACAAGUUCAGCUUUUCUGAAGGGAACAGAAUGUUGACCAUCAGCCUGGUGGACAGAGGGGACACUGGACAGUUUCAGUGUAAUGCUAGCAAUGAAGUCAGUUCUGCUGUGGCUACAUGUGGACUUACUGUUUAUUAUGGACCAGACCCUCCACAAAUCAUUCAGAAACCCAUUGGUGCAGAGCUGGAGGACAGGGUGACCCUGACCUGCUCUGCAGACUCCCUGCCCCCAGCCUCAUUCGUCUGGACAUUCAAACAUGUAUCACUUAAAGGAGAUGUUUUCUACAUUGAGGAGAUGGAGGAGCAUCACCUGGGCAUGUACACCUGUACAGCUACCAACUCUGUCACAGGACAGUUGGCUUCUGCAGAGCAUUUUCUUCGUGACUCUUCAGCUUCAGUCACUGGCUCUGUGUCCCUGAUGCUUUCCAUUGCACUGACCUCAGUGAGACUUAUGAAGACAUUAUCGUCCCCUCCUCCCUAUAACACACAUUUACAACACCUGUAUCUCAAUCUGAAACAAUCUCAUGCGCAGCCUGCAGCAGAUAUGGAGACAUCUCUAAUAGUUGUUAUUUUCUUGGGAGCUUUUGGUCUAAACCAUGGGACAGGAGUGCUUCCAGAUUAUUUGACAGCUACUGCAGGAGGGAAAAUUACUUUCACAACUAUGCUGGCUCCAUCAGAAUCCCUAUUCCAGGUUAUUACAUGGAAUUUUGCAAAUACACCUGGCAUUAACAAUAACAUAAUAGUGUCCAGCAGUACAAACGUGACAAAUGCUGCAUAUGCAGACAGGAUCACUCUGUUCAAAGCCACUGGAUCUCUAGAGCUCAGAGACCUCACUAUCAGAGACAACGGAGACUACUCAGUCACCAUCAUCCCACAAGGAGCAGCACAACAGCUUGGACGAUGUAAGCUGCAAGUGUAUGUCCCCAUCUCUAAUGUGGCCGUUAACUUAAGCAGCUCAGACUUAGUGGAGUUCAACAGUUCUGUGACUUUCUCCUGCUCUGCCUUUGGCUCCUCUCUGUCUUUCCUCUGGUUAAAUGGCAGUACUGAAGUUACAGCCAGUGACAGAGUGCACCUCACUGAUGGAGGAGCAACUCUCACUAUAGCCAGUGUGUGGCGCUAUGACCAGGGACCAUUCAGAUGCCAGGUGACCAAUGCAAUCAGUAAUGGCAUUAGCGAUCCUGUACAUCUUUCAGUUAGCUAUGGGCCAGAAAACCUUAAUUUCACAACCUUUCCAUCCCAAGAAUACAUUGCCAAAGGUUCAGACUUAGUUUUGAAUUGCAUUGCCGACUCCAAACCUUCUGCUGAAAUAAACUGGUUUCUGAAUGGAAACUUGCUAUCGUACACCGGACCACAGUGUACUGUCCAAAACAUUCAGAUGAAUGACAGUGGGAGCUACAGCUGUCAGGCUUUCAACAGAAAAACUCUGAGAUAUGCAGCUUCUACUGUUUUACCCAUCAUUGUACUGGAGCCAGUCUCAAACGCCCUCCUCAUCUCUAAUGUGACAGAAAUGUGGGAAUUCAACAGUUCAGCUGUACAAAUGUCCUGUUCUGCCUCUGGGUCCUCUCUGUCUUUCAUGUGGUUCAAUGGCAGCUCCGAGAUCACAACCAGUAGCAGAGUCCAGCUUACAAAUGGAAACACCACUCUCACUCUUAUCAUGGUGAACCGCUUUGACCAGGGACCCUUCACAUGUCACGCAUUCAACCCUGUCAGUAGCCAAUCCAGUGAUCCCAUAAGCCUUACUAUCAUCUUUGGCCCAGAGAAGAUUAACCUUACCAUCUCUCCAUUACAAGAGCACUAUGACGAGGGAGCAGAUGUUAGCCUGUUGUGCCUGACAGCGUCUGGGCCUCCUGCCUUCAUUCAGUGGUUUGUGAAUGGAGGGUUGCUGCCACACACCGGUGCAGAGCUCAGGCUGGUGAACCUCCAGAUCAGCCAGAACGGAAUCUACAGCUGUCAGGCCUACAACAACAGAACAAUGAAGAAUGAAACGUCUCAAUUUGCCUCCAUAACUGUGGUGAAAUCUGACAUUGCCAACGUGGUGAUAUCCCCCAGCAGCACAGACCUGGUGGAGUUUAACAGUUCGGUGACUCUCUCUUGCUCCUGUUCCGGCUCUUUUCCUUCAUUCGAAUGGCUAAACGGCAGCUCUGAGCUCAAAACCAGCGACAGAGUCUUCCUCACCGACAAAGACUCUACUCUCACUAUAAUUAACACAACCCGUUAUGACCAGGGCCCGUACCUGUGUCAUGCAUUUAAUCACUUCAGUAAUGGCACCAGUGAUGCCCUUCUCCUCUCCAUCAGCUAUGGGCCAGAAAAUAUAAAACUCAAGCAAUUUCCACCUCAAUUGUAUCAUCAAAAAGGUGCAAAUGUCUCAUUUAUUUGCUCGGCUGACUCCAAACCAGCAGUACAGUUGCAAUGGUUUUUUAAUGGGCGCCCACUGUCUUAUACAAAACCAGAACUCCACCUACUGAACAUAAAUAUGAAUUUUAGUGGUAACUACAGCUGCCAGGCCUAUAACAACAAAACUCUCCGAUAUGCAAAAUCUGUCACUGAAGCUAUUUUGGUACAAGAGCCAGUAAACAGUGUGGAGGUGACAUCAAAUAUCUCAGUAUUGAUGGAGUAUAGCAGUUCAGUGAGUCUCUCCUGCUCUGCCUCUGGCUCCUCUCUGUCUUUCCUCUGGUUAAAUGGCAGUACUGAAGUUACAGCCAGUGACAGAGUGCACCUGAUGGAUGGAGGUGCCACUCUCACUAUUGUAAACGCGAGCAGAUAUGACCUGGGUCCCUUCAGAUGCAACGUGUCAAAUGGAGUAAGCGCCCGCAUCAGCCAGCCUCUUCCUUUGUACAUCCAACACGGGCCUGAUAGGACAACCAUAGUAGGCCCCGAAUCUGCGCACGCUGGAGAUUUGACCAUGCUCUACUGCUCCACUGAGUCCCUGCCCACGGCCAAGUUCACCUGGCACUUCAACGGGAAUCCAACCGGCAACCAGGGCGCAGUCUAUGUUAUCCGGUCAACCAAAAGCACCGACAGCGGGACAUACAACUGCACCGCUGUCAAUCUGGCUACAAGUCAAAGUCAGAUGGGCAGUCACGAGUUAAAAGUUCUAGACUUUUCCAGCUGCGACUGCAUGAAUGCCGCUGGAAGGGCUAUACUUAUAACAGCGGGAACUUGUCUCCUUAUUGCGAUAGUGUGUGCGGUGCUUGUGUGCUGUGUAAAAAAGAGAAAAAGGCUAAACAGCAAUUAUCCACCACAUCUAAAAGAAAAGCGAAGCGUGAAGCAGCAGCAUUCGGAUGUCUAUAAGAUCACAAGGCCAGAACUGAACGACUUGUACGCUGUCCCCUUAAAGAAAAAAAGAAAUGAAGCCCAGAUUAAAAUGUGAAGUUUGUCAAGAUAAGAAUAACAAGAAUGUGCAAGAAAUCUGAGCAACAAGCGACCUGUUUCACUGUAAACUGGCUACGGUGG